GGGUACAAAUAGAACUCGUCGGCUAAUAUUUGCACAAUAUUUGUAAAAUGUCCAAAAAGCCCCUACAAAACUAACGAAAUUCAAAGUUAAAUAAUCUCUCUCUCUUUCAUCCAUUUUUGGCGCCAAAAUGCCGAAAAAUACGGAAGAAGAUGAACACUGGGAAGAAGCUCUCGACGUAGACGACGAUCAAAUCCCCUUUCUCAAACCUUGCAAGCGUCCAAAACCCUCUCUUCUUCCCAACCCCAACCCCUCAUCCUCAUCUCCUCCUUCUUCACGCCGGCAGUUCCUCAUUCCCGGCCCAGCCGGAGCCGUACAAUUAGCCAUGGAACGGAAAUCUCGGGAAGACGGUAUGUUGUUCUAUGAGGAUCUCAUUCCUACUCAGGAGUACAUUAGGAAGGUUAUUGAAGAUGGCGAUGCUAGUGAAGAUGAGGAUUUUAGGGCUGAUCCGUGGCUUUCAGCUUUGGAUUUUCUACGAACGGAAGGUAUGGUGGAUGGUGAUUGUUCAGUUCCUGGAACGCCAUUGGGUUCUAUCAAGAAGGGGUUUCGUAGUGACAGAGCAGCUCUGGUUGUUGCUAUAAUCAAGUCAUGUACUCCAAAUGGUCUUGGUAGUUUGAUGGUAACUCUUAAGGAUCCCACAGGUACAAUUGAUGCUAGCAUUCACCACAAAGUUCUUUCUCAAGGAGAGUUUGGGAAGAUCAUAUCCAUUGGUUCCGUUUUGAUUCUCCAAAAGGUGCCUGCUUUCGCUCCUUUUCGCUCUACAUUCUUUCUCAAUAUCACCUUGAACAAUGUAAUCAAGGUCAUUUCAAAGGAUACUGGUCCUCCCAUUGAACACAAUUAUGCUCCAUCACUAAGAUAUGCUGCAAAAAGUUCUGAGAGCAAUGAAAGAUCACAUACAGCUGAACCAGUGAUUUCACAGAAAAGAACCGAAGGAAUUAUGAGUAGUCUGAACAAGAACAGAGUAGUAGAUCUUUCCGAGAACAGUAGCUUUAUUAGCAAUGAACACUGCAGAAACUCACUUGGUAAUGCUGCUGAGAAAGAAUGUUCAUUCACAAACACUCCGGUUCUAAGUAGUACACUUUCGAGUAACCGAGCAACUGUGGCAGAUGAACAGCCUAGCGAUUGUGAGCGAUCUAGAGCAGACAAUUCAUCUUGCAGGGUUGAAACCGCAACCACAGCUACUGCACAAAACUUGGUUGAAGUCUCUGCUGGUGACAAAGAACCUGAGAAGGAAUUUGGUAGUGAAAACCUGAGAAAGGUGUCGGGUUCAACAACCUCAAUGCCAGACUGGACAGACGAACAACUCGAUGAGCUUUUCGAGUUUGAUGAUUGACAUAAAGGCAAGGAGAAUUGAUUUUUCACUAGUUUAGAAUAGUAAUAGAUAUGUGCAUUGGACUUAGAAAUAGGUAAGUUUUUGUUGUAAAAACUAGAAAGUUUUACAUAAUCUCAUUGUAAAUCUUUCACCAAAACUGUGUUUUUGUGAAAAGAAAAGUGGUUUCAGUUCA
Messenger RNA from Cannabis sativa, 1502 nucleotides. RefSeq lists its product as uncharacterized. The record is from RefSeq and is a predicted model, not a curated record. Bases 128 to 1330 code for a protein of 400 amino acids. Lineage: Eukaryota; Viridiplantae; Streptophyta; Magnoliopsida; Rosales; Cannabaceae. The transcript is spliced from 7 exons. Gene Ontology annotation, biological process: recombinational repair.